Truncatella angustata is the source of this 1023-nucleotide messenger RNA. Its product is annotated as 3-dehydroshikimate dehydratase. The coding region runs from base 1 to 1023 and encodes 340 amino acids. Lineage: Eukaryota; Fungi; Ascomycota; Sordariomycetes; Amphisphaeriales; Sporocadaceae. The record is from RefSeq and is a predicted model, not a curated record. The transcript has a single exon.
AUGCCUGUCAAGUACGACGGAUCAGAGAUACCCACAUCAUAUGCAACAUGCAGUAUCGGGUACAAGGAGUCACACACCCUGCCCAUCAAGCUCAAGGCUAUCGCAGAUGCUGGGUUCGAUGCGGUUGAGCUGUCAAUGCCUGAUAUUCAGGCCUAUGGAAAGUUUCUAUAUGGACAAGAAAUCGAUGAAAAGGACUACGACACUCUUGUGAAGGUUGGCAAGGAGAUCAAGAAGCAGGUCGACGAACAUGGUCUGAAGAUUCUCAUGCUUCAGCCAUUUGCAAACUUUGAAGGUUGGCCAAAGGGUAGUGAGGAGAGAAAAGAUGCCUUUGAUCGAGCAAAGGGAUGGGUCAGGAUCAUGGAGGCCGUUGGUACCGAUAUGUUACAGGUCGGAUCUUCUGACGCACCUGGCAUCUCGUCAUCAUUUGACGAGCUGGCUGGGGACCUUGCGGAACUGGCAGACUUGCUUGCAGAGAAAGGCUUCAGAAUUGCCUAUGAAAACUGGUGCUGGGCCACACAUGCACCCAGCUGGAAAGACGUCUGGCACAUUGUCAAGAAAGCCGACAAACCAAACUUAGGACUCUGUCUCGACACAUUCCAGAGCGCUGGAGGAGAAUGGGGGGACCCUACGACAAGAUCAGGGCAUCUCGAAGGCGUGGGCAAGUCACAGCUGGACCAGAAUUGGGGCAAAAGCUUGGCCGAGCUAGCCGUUACCAUACCUGCAGACAAGAUUUAUCUCCUCCAGAUUUCUGAUGCAUAUAAGGUCGACCCUCCGAUCGAAGCGAAGACUAACGAGGAGGGCUUGCGCCCCCGUGGACAAUGGAGCCACGAUUACCGCCCUUUGCCGUACGCCGGUGGUUACCUACCCAUUGUCGAAUUUCUCAAGGCCGUCCUCAGUACAGGAUUCAGGGGCUGGCUAUCCAUAGAAGUUUUCGACGAGAAAGGUCAAAAAAACUACCCAGAUAUGGGUGUCUACGCAGACAAGGCUAUGGAUGCUCUCAACAAAAUGCUGAGCUCGAAAUAA